Haemonchus placei is the source of this 1986-nucleotide messenger RNA. Lineage: Eukaryota; Metazoa; Nematoda; Chromadorea; Rhabditida; Trichostrongylidae. The record is from the annotation of a GenBank genome assembly.
AUGAGCCAAUUGUAUGCCCCCAUUCCUUUGCUUCACUUUAGCAAAGAGCCAUCAGGAUGGCCUUCUGGUCAUUCGUCUCAUUUCUAUGCUGGUGGUUUCUUACGACAACAAAAGCCCUCAUUUUCGACUCGAGAAAUUCGUGAGCAACAUCAACGAAUGCAGCAGAAGUACCGUGAAGACACGAAGCGGGAAAGACGUUUCACAGAUCCAGUCGACUUUGAGGGAAUUCUUAACAUCAUCGGCGGUUGUUCAUGGUGGCAGAUCUGGAUCUACGUUCUUAUAGCGAUGCAACAAAUCCCACACGCUAUGUUCAAUCUGAAUGUUGUUUAUAUGAUGUAUGAUCCUGAACACUGGUGUCAGGUGCCCGGAUUCGACAACCCUAAUGAUACGACCGUCUACGAGUGGGGGCUACAAGAUGUGCAGAACAUCUCGUUCGUCUUUCCUAAUGAGAACGGUAGAGCGGGAGCUUAUACACGUGAUUCGUGCCAUUACUAUUCACGGCCAGUAGAGAGGUAUAAGGAGCUGCGAAGGAUGCCAUUGAUGGAGGCUGUGAAGAGUGCAUGGAAGGACAGUGCAGAAAAAAAGAAAUGCGAAAAAUUCCACUACAAAACCGACGUGAUGCACGAAACCAUCGUAACGGACUGGAAUUUAGUGUGUGAUGAUUACUUCAUGAAAGGACACGCCCACUUAUUCUACUCUUUCGGGUACCUGGUUGGUUGCGUUGUGGGAGGAAUGGCCAGCGACAACUUCGGUCGUAAGCCUACAGUCAUCGGGUUUGGAAUACUGUCGUCAAUGUUUGGGGUGUUCUUACCGUACACAACCUACUAUCCUAUGUUCCUGUUCAUUAGAUUCUGUAGCGCUAUUUGUAACGAAGCAGCUGAUCUUGCCGCCUAUACGCUUUGUAUGGAAAUCACGGGUACAAGAUAUCGAGCGAUGGUCGGCAGUAUGCUACAAGUUCCAUGGGCAAUGGGUUACGCCCUUCUGGCUCUUAUAGCGUACUUGGCGAAAAGCUGGAAAACGGUGCAGGUAAUCGCUGCAGGUCUACAUUUUGGCGCUGUACUUCUGAUUUGUUCCCUGCCAGAAUCACCUAGAUGGCUAAUGGUUAAAGAACGAGUGAACGAGGCUGAAGAAGUGAUCCGGAAGGCAUGUCGAACACCACCGUUUCCUUUCAAUCUUUGCCGAAUCAACAAAGGAUCAUUGCCGUCUGAUCUUGAGCUGGUCUGUCAUCGAGAAAAACGGCUGAAUAAGAAGGGGAAAGUUGGUAUGUUAGACCUAUUUAAAACACCAGAGCUACGCUUCCGAACAAUCACCGUGUGUAUUGUCUUCAUGGCGACAGCCCUUGUAUACUACGGUCUGGUUAUUGCUCUGUCCGAUCAGUCCGCGCCUGGCCGAGUUCUAUUUACGGGUAACUUCUUUCUGAACAACGCCGUCGCCGGUGCUAUUGAAAUACCGACACUUUUCUGUUGUGUAUGGCUCAUGAAGUUUGGACGGAAAAAGGCGCAAAUGCUGACGCUGGUUUGCGGUGGAAUCUCAAUCAUUGUGGCCAUGGCAGCAGUGAUCAGUGAGAAUUUCAUGUUUGCGCUCUCCUUCAUGAUGAUCGGGAAGAUUUGUAUUCAGGGUGCUUUUAACAUUCUAUACAUUUUCACCUCCGAACUGUAUCCGACGAUCAUACGCAACUCCGCCGUAGGGAUGACAUCUAUGGUGGCUCGAUUCGGUUCAGGAGUUUCGUCUUAUAUAGCGCUGCUGUCUAUAAACUCGCUACCAAUUACGCCCAUGAUCAUCUUUGCAAUCUUCUCGCUGUUCGCUGGUAUGCUCGUAAGCGUACUACCGGAGACUAGCGAGAAACCAUUACCGGAGACGUUAGAUGUGAGUUUUGUAAGGUUUAGAAAUUCUGUUAAGGAAAGUCGCAAUGAUUCGAUUCUGCAAGAUCUGGCAGAUCUUUCUAUCCCUGAUCGGCUACCGGAGGCUUUUGGAGACGAUCAAUAA